UUGGUACCUGUGGUUUAAUACAGAUAAAAUGCUCCCGGGGUAGCUGCGAGGCUACUUGUCAGCUAACCCAAUAUAGUAUAGUCUAUAUAUAAUCUAUAGUACGUACCUCUAGAUUUCUUGGUCGAGGACGGGAGCUGAGACCUGAGUUUCUCUAGGCAAUGAACGAGCUUAUGCAACCACUACCUCUCUCAGUUUGCCUCAACUCUCAACUUUCAUAAUAUCCAUCCAUUUCUCCCAACCUUUCCGCCCACCCCACCGAACGAACAUUACCCGAAUAACUUUCUAACCUUAAAAUUACCUCCAACUAAUUUUCCCUCUCCUUAAGUAAUAAGAACAUCAGCGAGCUUCUCGAUUUUAGAAGCUCUAAAACAAAAUGCCCUCCGCCACCGGAUCCAGUUGGGAGAAGUACAGGAAGAAUUUUGCCGACGAUGAAAUAGAAGAGAAGAAGAUCACACCUUUAUCAGACGAAGAUAUCCAAGUCCUGAAGACCUACGGAGCCGCACCCUACGGCACGGCUAUCAAGAACCUCGAGAAGCAGAUCAAAGAGAAACAACAAGCUGUCGACGAGAAGAUCGGGGUCAAGGAAUCCGACACAGGCCUCGCGCCCCCUCACCUAUGGGAUGUCGCCGCCGACCGUCAACGCAUGUCCGAGGAGCAACCGCUACAGGUAGCGCGGUGCACCAAGAUCAUCGCCGACGAGAAGGACGAGACCAAGAGCAAGUACGUUAUCAACGUCAAGCAGAUCGCCAAGUUCGUCGUCCAGCUCGGCGAGCGCGUGUCCCCCACCGACAUCGAGGAGGGCAUGCGCGUGGGCGUCGACCGGAACAAAUACCAGAUCCUGCUGCCGCUGCCACCCAAGAUCGACGCCAGCGUCACCAUGAUGACGGUGGAGGAGAAGCCCGACGUUACCUACGGCGACGUCGGCGGUUGCAAGGACCAGGUCGAGAAGCUGCGAGAGGUUGUCGAGAUGCCCCUGCUAUCUCCCGAACGGUUCGUCAACCUGGGUAUAGACCCUCCGAAAGGUGCUUUACUCUACGGGCCCCCGGGUACCGGUAAAACGCUCUGCGCCCGAGCGGUCGCCAACAGGACGGAUGCUACGUUUAUCCGGGUCAUCGGUAGCGAGUUGGUACAGAAGUACGUGGGCGAGGGAGCCAGGAUGGUGCGGGAGCUGUUCGAGAUGGCCCGGACGAAGAAGGCUUGCAUCAUCUUCUUCGACGAGAUCGACGCCGUGGGCGGCGCUCGAUUCGACGACGGUGCCGGCGGAGACAACGAAGUCCAGCGAACCAUGUUGGAGCUCAUCACGCAGCUGGACGGUUUCGACGCCCGCGGCAACAUCAAGGUCAUGUUCGCCACCAACCGACCCUCGACCCUCGACCCGGCGCUCAUGCGGCCCGGCCGCAUCGACCGCAAGAUCGAGUUCUCGCUGCCGGACCUGGAGGGCCGCGCCAACAUCCUGCGCAUACAUGCCAAGAGCAUGUCCGUCGAGCGCGACAUCCGGUGGGAGCUCAUCUCCCGCCUCUGCCCCAACGCCACCGGUGCCGAGCUCCGCAGCGUCUGCACCGAAGCGGGCAUGUUCGCCAUCCGCGCCAGGAGAAAGGUCGCUUCGGAGAAGGACUUCCUCAGCGCCGUCGACAAGGUCAUCAAGGGCAACCUCAAGUUCAACUCGACCGCUACGUACAUGCAAUACAACUAGAAAAAGCGCACCAUUCUCAGCUACCUAGGUAGGACCAACUGUGGGGAGGAAAAAUAGGAAGGGAAGGGCAGGGAAGCGUGUGUUUGUUGUUAUUGUUGUUGUUGUAUGAAUAGUUACCUGGUAGAUAAUGGACAGCGGCCGGGAUCCUGAUAUGUAGACUCAGCAGUUAGCUCCCCAGCAUAGGUCAUACAGCUAGCUAGCUAUCUUCACCACCCGCCUUGUGCUGUUGUAGUAUAUUACGUUAGAUCCUUUACGUAAACGU
This is a messenger RNA of Daldinia caldariorum, 1955 nucleotides long. Its product is annotated as P-loop containing nucleoside triphosphate hydrolase protein. Gene Ontology annotation, cellular component: proteasome regulatory particle, base subcomplex. Gene Ontology annotation, molecular function: ATP hydrolysis activity; proteasome-activating activity; ATP binding. NCBI's taxonomy places the organism in Eukaryota, Fungi, Ascomycota, Sordariomycetes, Xylariales, Hypoxylaceae. The record is from RefSeq and is a predicted model, not a curated record. Gene Ontology annotation, biological process: proteasome-mediated ubiquitin-dependent protein catabolic process. Bases 374 to 1693 code for a protein of 439 amino acids. The transcript has 3 exons.